This is a messenger RNA of Gossypium arboreum, 1288 nucleotides long. RefSeq lists its product as uncharacterized. The transcript has 3 exons. The coding region runs from base 74 to 1078 and encodes 334 amino acids. NCBI's taxonomy places the organism in Eukaryota, Viridiplantae, Streptophyta, Magnoliopsida, Malvales, Malvaceae. The record is from RefSeq and is a predicted model, not a curated record.
UUCCUCCUCUAUAAAAAAUGCUUUUCAACACAGCUUUUUCUAACUUUUUUUCUUUUUCAUAAAGAAAAAAAAAAUGAAGCAAAAUUCACAACCUAAAUGGGAAGCCAAGGUUUCAUCAAAGUUAACAAAAGCUUCACCAGACAAAACAUGGGCUAUUUAUACAGAUUUCUUCAACUUUCACAAAUGGUAUCCAACUUUAGCCACAUGCUAUGGCAUCCAUGGCACCAACGGUGAGCUCGGUUGUAUCAGAUUCUGCUCGGGUUUCUCGAUCUCGUCCCAAGGCGGUGAUGGUGACAGUAACGGUGGUGGGUCCGAGAAGUGGUCCAAGGAGAGGUUAGUAGCCGUUGAUCAUAGUAACCGUGGCUUGAGCUAUGAGAUAGUGGAAAGUAAUAUUAGGUUCAAUUCAUAUGUUUCGACGGUUAAGAUUGUCCCUGGGGGUGUUGAUAAUCAACAAGGAUGUGUGAUCGAGUGGUCCUUCACCGUUGAUCCUGUGGAAGGGUGGAAAUUAGAUGAGAUGAAGAAACUGUAUGAGGAGGGCCUCCAAGGGCUGGCUAAGAGAAUUGAUGAUAUUCAGCAUACCCAUUACCAAAGCAUCUCCAUUUCUUUAUCCUUCUCUCAAAUGGCCGAAGAAACAGUUCCAAAAUGGGAAGGAAAGUCCACAGCGGAGAUAAAAACCACAACACCAGAGCAGAUAUGGCCCUUCUUAGCUGAGUUCUGCAACAUAGACAAGUUUUUCCCUUCAGUCGAUACAUGUUAUCGUAAGGAAGGGACUGCGGGUCAGCCUGGUCUGGUCCGUUACUGCGAAAGCUCGACCAGCUGGGCCAUUGAGAAGCUUUUAACCAUCGACCCCAUCAACCACUCGCUAAGCUACGAGAUCGUCGAAAAUAACAUGGGGUUCAAAGGCUACCUCGCCACCCUGAAUGUGUUGGCGGUUGAAGGCGAUGGGUGCAAGAUCGAAUGGUCGUUUAUAUCUGACCCAAUUGAAGGUAUGAAGUUGGAAGAUUUUGUUUCUUAUUUGGAUAAUACACUGCUAUUCAUGGCGAAGAAACUGGAAGAUGCUGUCCGGGCUCAAAUCUAGAUGUUGGAAAUUGUUGGUUUUUGUUGUAUGUUUUAGAAAGUGUUGUGUUUUCUAACAAUAAUAACAACGAUGAAGCUUCUAAGUUAAUGUUGGACCACGAGGUCUUGUCUGGUUUGCACAUGUGCUAAAACAUUGGAUGUCGGGUUCUCCAUUUUGAUUAAUCUUGGAAUAGAGUUUCUCUUUUAAUUUAUCCUUUUUUUAAUAGAAAAA